Molecule: messenger RNA, 1521 nt
Organism: Frankliniella occidentalis (western flower thrips)
Lineage: Eukaryota; Metazoa; Arthropoda; Insecta; Thysanoptera; Thripidae
Exons: 2
Coding region: 365-1084 (239 amino acids)
Source: RefSeq, a predicted model, not a curated record
AGGAAGGUCCAAAAAGCUGGGGGGGCACGUGUUGUGGGUUGCCUACCCACCAGGCGGAGUUUUUGUUUGUUUUUUUUUUAAAUUGUAGUACACACACUUUACACUUUUCCAAACAUCUUCUUCCUGUCGGAAGUCUUCGACAAGAAGUCCCUGAGGAUGCUGUUCAGAUCUCUUUGCUCUGUGAGAUGUUUGUGAAUGUGUAGCAGAACUAUCUGCGACAAACGUGCCUGGUUCAUGGUGGAGCGAAGAUAAUUUUUCAGCCUGCGCAACGCACUGAAGGACCUUUCAGAAGUAGCACCUGAAGCUGAACAAGAAGAUUUUCUGUGCGUGGCGUGGCCUGCGGUUUGAGCGGCGUCCCUACCCCAUGGGAACGGCACGUCCCAUCCAUAUAAACCCAUUUCCUUAUCGUGUCUUUCAAAAAUUCUGGAGGGGCAAGGCCCCCCCAGCUCAAAACCUGGGGGGGCACGGGCCCCCCCGGCCCCCCCGUCUCCUACGCCAUUGGCAGGAGAAGGCCGCCUUGUUGCGGGACGCGCCAGGGGUGACCCGGCUGGUCGGUGUGUGUUGUGACAAGGACCCCGUCUGGAGCCUCCAGCUGCUGCAGCGCGCCGCGCCCACCGUGGAGCGGCUGAGUGUGAACCAUCCCCGCGAGGCCCACCUGCGCGCGGUGCAUGCUAUACCGCGGCUGAGGAGGCUGUACGUGUCGGGUGAUGCUGCCCUGCGCCUCGACCCCCUCGAGCUGCCCGCGCUGCCGCCGGGACAUGCCGGCCUGCAGUGGCUCAGCGUGCAGAACCUCCCCCGCGCCACGACACAGUCCCUGCUGCGGGCGCACGGCGGCACGCUGGAGGAGCUGGAGUUGUACGUGGGCACGGCGGGGAGUGGAGGGUGGCCAUACAGCUGCGGCGACCUGCUCUCGCUGCUGGAGCAGAGCUGGCUGCGGGCGCUCAGGAGGCUCGUGCUGCGGAGGGGUUGGUGCAGCCACAGUGCAGCCGCCUGCAGGGAGCAGCGCGGCAACGUGCGGCGGGUGCUGCCCGGGACCGAGGUGCUGUGCGGCUCGUGUGUCGGUGUGAGGGCGGAAUGGGUCUAGGGGCGGCGAGCAGCGGUCGUGCCCCCGCCACCUUGUGGAAGCGAGAGGACCCCGAGCAGCAGGGCCGGCAGGGCCACCCCGGGGCGUGUUCGGGGUCACAGCGCAGACAACACUCCUCGCGACCCGCAAGCACGGCGGGACAAGACACUGUGAGCGCACUGACAUUCACCUUUGGCGGGCGGCCACGGGUGCAGCCCACUCUACGGGUGUUUUUCGUGUCGACUUUUCGACUCGGUUAGCAACACUGCCGCCGAACGGGCCGAGCCUCGUGCAGGCGGGCCACGGCCACACCACAGUCUACCAGCCAGGUACAGGGAGCGACGCCGCGUAUUCAAGUCAUUCAUACAUGUACUGCGUCAUUCGAUAAAGUCAUCUAAUUUUAAAACAACUCGUAUGGCAUCAAGAAUAAAAUAAGUGUAUUAUUAUUACAAUUUUUA